Messenger RNA from Xenia sp. Carnegie-2017, 1265 nucleotides. Its product is annotated as coiled-coil and C2 domain-containing protein 1A-like. Gene Ontology annotation, molecular function: RNA polymerase II cis-regulatory region sequence-specific DNA binding; DNA-binding transcription repressor activity, RNA polymerase II-specific. The transcript is spliced from 9 exons. Gene Ontology annotation, cellular component: nucleus. The record is from RefSeq and is a predicted model, not a curated record. Gene Ontology annotation, biological process: regulation of transcription by RNA polymerase II. NCBI's taxonomy places the organism in Eukaryota, Metazoa, Cnidaria, Anthozoa, Malacalcyonacea, Xeniidae. The coding region runs from base 1 to 699 and encodes 232 amino acids.
AUGUCAGUUGAAACAGUUGAAAACGAAAAUGCUUCAGGGCUGAAGGAAGCUAUGAACGAAGCUUUUGCCCGUUUUGGCAUUACAAACUUUGAAUCGAAACUAGCUGCAACUGGUCUAGAUGGGAAGUCACCGAAGAAACUGAGAGAGCUGAAAAAACUUGCUGAAGUGUAUGGAGAAACUGUCUAUAAGCCCAUCAAAGCAAGUGGGACAAGGAUCAACUUGAAACUGGCUUCACGGAAACCAUCAAACACAACAUUAAUCCUGAAUUUGAUCAAAAGUUUAAGAUAUCUAUCGACAGAAAAAAACCGAUCGUUGGCGAGAAUAUUUCGACGACAAAGUGUGAAAUUUGAAAUAAAAUACAACAGAGGAUUUCUGAAAGGUGACAAGACGCUGGGUCAAGCUUCUUUUAAGUUAUCACCGUUUGAUAAUAGAUGUGAAAUUCACGAAUGUCUUAAUCUUACGGAUCCUGAGAAAGGUCGCAAGGUGAUUGGUGGAAAGAUUGAAGUCAAAUUACGUAUUCGUGAACCUCUGACAGAUAAAGAUGUUGAAAUCUUGAAGCAAAAAUGGUUGGUCAUAGAUGCAUUUGUAGUACCAACAAAUAGACCAAUCAGUGCUUCGUCAACAAGUAAGCUUAAAAAUCCAGAAAAUGGCAGAAAAGCAAAGAAUUCAAACCAAUCUAAAGUUUGUACGAUUGAAUAAAGAUGCUCUUUAAAAUUAAUAUAUUUCAAUAAUAUGAAAAAAGUGUAAAAAUCUUCUAAUUUAGACUUUUUAUAUUUUGAUAUUUAUUACGAUAUUUAUUUCGUGUCAUUUCAACAUUAACUCUCAUAAAUGAAAUUGUCGAAUAUUUAUCUGGAUUAUUUCCUCGUAACUAAUUUAAAAUCCACAACAUAAAUAACUCGUGAUUUUGUAAUAUGCUCUAAAGUAGUUAAGACAGUCUAAGGUCUAGUUCAAACGUCCAACUUUACAUGAACAGAACGUAUUUAAAACAAAAAAUAAUGAGGAAGUUCAUCUCAUUUUCUUUCGUCUUUAAGGCGUUUGGUUUAUGUAAAGUUCGACCUUUGAAACAGGCCUUAAGUUCAUCAUACUUUUAGUAAUAUUAUUCGUUUUAUAGAAUGUGAACCAUCGUUCGUUGUAUUAAAAGGAAUUUAUUGUCGCCUUGAUUAUAAAUUAAUUCACAGACAAUUUCAUUAAAAGUUGACAUUUACUUUAUUUAAAAAGUUGUAAAUAUCAUGCUUAAAUGUAUAAAUACACUUUCAGUGUUGAAA